GAGCUUGCAGAAAGCUCUAAAGAACCCUUUUGGUAAUGCUGGGAUGUUGGCGAGUGAAAUCACAAAGCGAGCCAAGAGGAAGGCAGGCUUGGGGACAGGACUGACGUUGCAGGGAACGGUCCAUCCAGAGCUUAACCACAGUGGAGAAUUGACUGUUAAAGCCAUCGAGCAGUUUGGAGCUGUUAUUGAAGAGCUUCUCCUGAAACAUGGAAAGAGAAUCAUUGAUGAACAAUUUGUUCUGAAGCGAGUUGCAGACUGUGCCAUUGAUCUGUACGCCAUGGUUGUGGUCUUGUCCAGGUAGGUUAUAUACAUGUAUUAAUU
Molecule: messenger RNA, 321 nt
Organism: Sinocyclocheilus anshuiensis
Lineage: Eukaryota; Metazoa; Chordata; Actinopteri; Cypriniformes; Cyprinidae
Product: very long-chain specific acyl-CoA dehydrogenase, mitochondrial-like
Exons: 4
Coding region: 44-301 (85 amino acids)
Source: RefSeq, a predicted model, not a curated record